Anoplopoma fimbria (sablefish) is the source of this 1092-nucleotide messenger RNA. RefSeq names its product muscle-specific beta 1 integrin binding protein 2 (gene mibp2). Lineage: Eukaryota; Metazoa; Chordata; Actinopteri; Perciformes; Anoplopomatidae. Gene Ontology annotation, cellular component: cytoplasm. Bases 208 to 831 code for a protein of 207 amino acids. The record is from RefSeq and is a predicted model, not a curated record. The transcript is spliced from 8 exons.
GCUACAACCAGCAGCCGGCCCUCUCUCGGUGAAGACCGCGUCCGAGUGACACCUCUCUGCUCUCGCCUUACUCACUUAACUUAAGUGCCAUGGAUGAAUCAAGUAGUUGACGUUUCCUGUAACCUUCUCUUUUUAAGCUUUCUUCCCGUCCUGAUCACUGAACCAGAUUUUUUUUUUUGUUGCAACCAGCUUUGACCAUCCGAGAGCAUGAAGUACAUCAUCGGCAUCGGAGGCGUGACCAAUGGAGGGAAAACCACCCUCACCAACAGGCUGAUCAAGAACCUGCCCAACUGUUGUGUUGUUCAUCAGGAUGACUUCUUCAAGCCCCAAGAUCAGAUUGAAGUUGGUGAAGAUGGCUUUAAGCAGUACGAUGUCCUUACUGCCCUGGACAUGGACGCCAUGAUGAGUACCAUCUAUGCAUGGUUGGACAACCCCGUGAAGUUUGAGAAGUCUCAUGGCAUCAAUAACACCCUGGAUACUGAGAUUGUCCCAAAGUCUGUCGAUGAUAAGGAUGAGGAGGAGACUCACAUCCUUAUUGUCGAGGGCUUUCUGCUUUACAACUACGGACCUUUGAUCGACGUGCUGAACCAACGUUACUUUAUUUCCAUCCCGUACGAAGAAUGCAAAAAGAGGAGGUGCUCAAGGAACUACGCGGUGCCAGACCCCCCCGGCCUUUUUGAUGGCCACGUCUGGCCCAUGUAUCUGAAGCACAAGAACACCAUGGAGACAUCAGAUGUUGACGUCUUGCAGCUAGAUGGAACCAAGUCAAAGGAACAACUGUUCAACUUUGUCUAUGGUGACAUCCUGAAUAACAUCCAAGAGUCUCUUUAACAAACAAAGGUCAUACGAUCAGCUAAACGGAGCAUAUACUCAGCCUGCAAGCAGAACACCGCCUUGCCUUAAGUUUCUACCUGGCAGCUCAUUUAGCUGACUGCUACGAUUUUUGUAAAUGUUUUAUUGAUGGCAUCAAAUGCUGGCAUGUUUUUAUAUCAACAAUAUUUAUUGCUUUGUUACAGCCUACACUCCGAAGAGAGUUGAUGGAUUUGUUCAGAGGAUAGAAGCAUUUCUGUCAAUAAAUGAUCCUCCAGCCAA